Daphnia carinata is the source of this 2414-nucleotide messenger RNA. RefSeq names its product endoplasmic reticulum mannosyl-oligosaccharide 1,2-alpha-mannosidase-like (gene alpha-Man-Ib). Lineage: Eukaryota; Metazoa; Arthropoda; Branchiopoda; Diplostraca; Daphniidae. Gene Ontology annotation, cellular component: membrane; endoplasmic reticulum. Gene Ontology annotation, biological process: carbohydrate metabolic process; N-glycan processing. Gene Ontology annotation, molecular function: calcium ion binding; mannosyl-oligosaccharide 1,2-alpha-mannosidase activity. The record is from RefSeq and is a predicted model, not a curated record. The coding region runs from base 300 to 2144 and encodes 614 amino acids. The transcript has 9 exons.
ACACUGUGACGUCCUUAACUAGACGACUUUUGACAGACUGUAAAAUAUGCGCUGGCGAGGUUAUUAAUGAGAUUGUCUGCAAAGAGGUCUCUUUACAUAUUUUUAAUGGAGUUCACUCUUUGAAGUUUACUAAUAGUUUACUGUUAUUGGUUGUGAAGUAUGUAAAUAAUUAUCAGAUAUUAUCGAUGCAGACGCCAGAAUCCACCAAGAGUAAAAUUAAGGAACCAUAGCUCAAACAGUUUUUUGCAUUGAGAUUAUUUAGCUAAAAAUACCAGAGAAAUUGGUUUGCCAGUAAUUCGAUGGGGACUUCUACUCCUCAAUGGGGAUUCACAUCUGUCCCUGUGCCACCUGACUUUCCGUAUCCAGCCACAGUUCUUGGGAGUGAACCCAACCAGAGAAAACGUCUAUGGCGUAGAUGGAAUCAGCUGUCCAGGUUCCAGCGCAACACCUGUCUACUCUUCAUGGCUCUCCUCAUCACACUCUCCAUAUUGUUUGUUUUGCCCAAUCUUCCAACAACAGCCAGUUUGCCUUCCCCAUCCAGAAAUGAAGCAUUAGAAGGAAGUGAAAUUGUACAGGGAAUAAAACCCAGUCUUGAAUAUGAGAGAGAACCUGAAGGUCCUCCUAAACCAAUCACAUUGUCAAAACCAGUACACGAGAACUUUCGACCUCUCACAAAGGAAGAGGAAGCAAAUCAUGUUGGUGAAAAUGAAAAAGAUUCAGUGAAUUUGCCAAGAAAUGGCAUUGAUCCUUUCAGCAAGAAGAACCAAAAGAUUGUUUUUACCGGUCCAACGAAUCAUCGUCAGAGAGCGGUUGUAGAUGCUUUUAGUCACGCCUGGCAAGGUUACAAAACUUAUGCGUGGGGUCAUGAUCAUUUGAGACCUAUUAGCCAGACCUACAACGAUUGGUUUCACCUCGGAUUGACAAUCAUAGAUUCUCUUGAUACUAUGUACAUAAUGGGUCUAGAUAAAGAUUUCAACGAAGCCCGAAGUUGGGUCAAGGACUCAUUACAAUUUAAUGGAAAUCGAGAUAUUAAUUUAUUUGAAACUACCAUUCGAGUGCUGGGAGGAUUGCUUAGCACGUAUCAUCUCUCCGGGGAUAAAUUAUUUCUAGACAAAGCGCUGGAACUAGGCUUACUUCUUUUACCGAGCUUUAAAACGUCUUCAGGAGUGCCAUAUUCAGAUGUUAAUCUUGGAACUAAGAAGGCCCAUCCUCCCAAAUGGAACGCCGAUUCAACCACGUCUGAGGUGACGACAAUUCAGCUUGAAUUUCGUGAUCUAAGUCGUUGUACCGGUGAUCCUACCUUUGAGGAACUUUCGUUCAGAGUGUCCAAAUUUAUCCACAAGUUGCCAAAGACGGAAGGACUAGUUCCCAUUUUUAUCAACCCCAACACGGGUCAGUUCCGCAAGUCGACCAUUACAUUAGGAGCAAGGGGUGACUCGUACUACGAGUAUCUCCUCAAGCAGUGGAUUCAGACGGGCAGGACGAUCGAUUUUUUACGAGAUGACUACAAUGCAUCCAUCAGCGGCGUCAAAAACUUGCUUGUGCGCCAUUCCAAGCCGAAUAAUUUACUCUUUGUCGGCGAGCUUAUCAAUGGAAUGGACUUCAAAGCCAAAAUGGAUCAUUUAUUAUGUUUCUUACCUGGAACAUUGGCUCUGGGUGUUCAUUACGGCAUGCCACCGGACCAUUUGCGCCUAGCCGAGGACCUCCUCUACACGUGUUACCAAACGUACGCGGCUCAGCCCACUCAUCUGGCACCGGAAAUCACGUAUUUUAACGAAGAUGAUGACGGAGAUAACGACAUGAUUGUCAAACCGGCCGAUUCACACAAUCUUCUGCGACCGGAAACCGUGGAAAGCCUGUGGUACAUGUACCACUUGACUGGCAACACGACCUAUCAAGAAUGGGGUUGGAAAAUUUUCCAGGCUUUCGAGAAAUUCGCCCGUGUCGAAAAUGGUUACAGUUCGCUUGGCAAUGUGAAGAGCAUUGCGGAAACCAAAUUGCGAGACAUGAUGGAAUCCUUCUUCCUGGGCGAAACGCUCAAGUAUUUUUAUCUACUCUUCAGCGACGAUCAGAAGACGCUGAGCGUCGACCGCUACGUUCUCAACUCGGAAGCUCACUUCUUCCCGAUUCACACAUCACGAUGACCAGUUUUCACUCCCAAAAAUAUAGCUAAAAGUUCUAUCUUUUUUUUUUCCAGAACAAAAAAGAAAAUUUAAAUUGUUUGCAAAAUAUUCUAGUAAUGCUCACACGGUUUCUAGAUGGGUUUGUGCCGUAUUCCGCAAUUUACAUAUUUAGUAAUUUUUGCACUUUUUCUUUUUAAAUUAUUAUUCUUCCACCACCAGAUAGGGACAAGAAAACAUCUAAAAGAAAAAAAAAUAUUAUUGCAUGUUCAUUACACUAGUCCAAAAGUUAAA